Messenger RNA from Penicillium taxi, 1032 nucleotides. RefSeq names its product slipin family protein. NCBI's taxonomy places the organism in Eukaryota, Fungi, Ascomycota, Eurotiomycetes, Eurotiales, Aspergillaceae. The transcript is spliced from 3 exons. Bases 1 to 1032 code for a protein of 343 amino acids. Gene Ontology annotation, cellular component: plasma membrane. The record is from RefSeq and is a predicted model, not a curated record.
AUGUCCGUCAACGGCAGUAACAGUAAAGCAGUCCUGACUGAUGACCUUGGUCCACCACAUCUGCAAAGACUCCAUCCAGACCAUGGCCUAGUCAACGUUCAGCCUGCUAGAUUAGAUGAUCUUCAACCGAGAUAUGCUGCCAACAUCCAACACGAUACCGAUAAUCCAGAUGCCCACGGCUGGUACUCGAGUAUGAUGCAUAGUCUCGGCCAGUGCAUCGGUUUCUGGGGUGCUGUUCCAUGCUGCAUCUGUAGCAACCCAUUCAAAGAGGUACAACAGGGCCAGGUUGGUCUCGUAUCUCGAUUUGGACGUUUCGAACGAUCGGUCGAUCCAGGUCUGGUCAAGGUGAACCCUCUCAGUGAGAAACUCAUCACAGUCGAUGUCAAGAUCCAAAUCGUCGAAGUGCCGCGCCAGGUCUGCAUGACCAAGGACAAUGUCACUCUCAAUCUGACCUCUGUAAUCUACUACCAAGUUGUUUCUCCGCACAAGGCUGUCUUUGGUAUUUCCAACGUCAGACAGGCACUCGUCGAGCGAACUCAGACUACUCUGCGCCAUGUGAUUGGAGCCCGCGUUCUGCAGGAUGUCAUUGAGCGCCGUGAGGAAAUCGCCCAAUCGACCUCCGAGAUCAUCGAGGAAGUUGCCUCUGGAUGGGGUGUUCAGGUGGAGUCUAUGCUCAUCAAGGAUAUCAUCUUUAGUGAUGAUCUGCAAGACUCACUUUCCAUGGCUGCUCAGUCCAAGCGUAUUGGUGAGAGCAAGGUUAUCGCCGCCCGUGCGGAGGUUGAGUCGGCCAAGUUGAUGCGCCAGGCCGCCGAUAUCCUUUCGUCUGCCCCCGCCAUGCAGAUCCGAUACCUCGAGGCCAUGCAAGCAAUGGCUAAGAGUGCAAAUAGCAAGGUCAUCUUUUUGCCUGGCAUGAGCCACAACAUGGGGCAGCAGUUGACUGCCGGUGACAAUGCCGGCGAGGGUCCAAGCAAUGGUGGAGAUGACGAUGGGUUCCAGAAGGCCAUCAAUGCUCGAAUCAUCGAGAACAUUUAG